AUGCGCCACCUCGCCAUCUCGUCCGAGCCACAUCGGACGAGCCACUCCCCUUUCCCACUCCAUCAUCUCUGCUCCUUCCAUGCCGAUUCUCAACUAGCCCACCUCGUCACGACCGACACUUACCUCUUUCUCUUGCGCCGCGCCUACGCCGUCUCGAACUACAAGCUAGCCGAACACCUGCUGACCGAACUGACCGACCGUGGCUUCUCGAGGAACGACGAAGCCAUCGUGCGUUUGGUACAUCGCUACGCUCUCAAGCGAGGCAACGGUCAACUCGCCUUCGAAGAGAGGCAACGCCUCAAAUCACAAGGACUUGCCGCGCUGGAAUGUCUUAAUUCGAGGAGGGAUCUGCUUGAAGAUGGCAAGGGGCAAGGGGAUGCGAUCGUCACGUGGAAAGGGAGGGAAAGGGGUAGGGUCCCGCGCAAACGAAGGGUUUUCUACGAGACCCUACGCAGCAGCACCUCCUCGUCGGGGGGAAAGAAACACAACGUAAAGGCACCAAUGGGGACGCCGGAUUCGCAUCACGUCAUCGAUCGAUUGUCGACGCUGUUCCAGAGGGCACCUUCGACUCGCUCCCCGUCGGAUGUGACCAAACUCGCUUCGGUCGAUAUCGCCACCCUGGUCGAUUCGUAUGUACUCGAUCGGAAUGCACAGAGGGCUUUCGAAAGUGCUCGAGUAUGGCUUGACCACACUCGACGCGGUUUGAUCAACACACAUGCGAACCUAAAUGCGAACCCUACCACAACUCGCCCCACCACCGUUGCCACCUCCCCACCGUUGCCACCGGACCUCGCGCGGCAAACGCACCACCUCCAAGCCUGUCGCUCUUACGAACAAACCGCUUUGGUCCUCCUCAACAUCCUUUUAAAAUCGCUCUACGCCUCCAGAGUAUCGACCACCUCCAUACGAACCUUCGUUCUAACCUACCUCGAUCAGCAUUCCUUACCUCAACGAUGGAAACUCCGACCUGCUCUAGCGACCUUGAGAACUCUGGUCGUCGGCAAUACGGGCUAUCAUGGUUCGUGGGGCAGGAGUGUGAAACUUGUCGCAUGGUUCGAUCAGCAAUUCGGACCGAUCGAACGACUCGAACUCGAAUGGGUUCAGGGGCCCAAACAUCACUUUGCUCGAAGAGCGUGCGUCAGAGCCGAUGCGUCCGUGACGUAUCUUUUGUUGGGGUUGGCGAUCAAGGAUCAGAAGAGGAAGAGGGAUAAGGAGGGGAAGAUGAAGGGAAAGGUGAGGGAGUGGUGGAAGGAGGUCGAGGAGGUGAGGAAGGAUAGGGGGUGGAAUGGUUUGCAGGGGGGUAAGGGGAAGCAGAGGAUUAAGGAGGCGAAAGAGUUGGGGUUGAUUGAAGUGGAGGAGAUCAAGGGCAAGGUCAGGCAGGAGGUGAAGAAGUAG
Molecule: messenger RNA, 1395 nt
Organism: Microbotryum saponariae
Lineage: Eukaryota; Fungi; Basidiomycota; Microbotryomycetes; Microbotryales; Microbotryaceae
Source: the annotation of a GenBank genome assembly